Messenger RNA from Bemisia tabaci, 3058 nucleotides. The record is from RefSeq and is a predicted model, not a curated record. NCBI's taxonomy places the organism in Eukaryota, Metazoa, Arthropoda, Insecta, Hemiptera, Aleyrodidae.
GUUUCACCUGGAGCGUCGACCAGGAUGUGUUUACAUCAUUCUCACUCCCGAUAAAGGGCUAUUUCGCGUCAUUUAUUUCCGGGACAAGGGAUACCAAUGGGAAUAAAAAUGAGUUGGCAGACACGUGACUAUGGACGAAAGCUGUGAUGAAAAACAGCAACGGAAAGAUGUGUCGAUACUCGAGUACCUGAACGAAUGUAGGGUCGUUAAUCGCCUAAGCUGUUCUUUGGUGUCAACGUUAGGAAUGUGUUUGAAAAAUUUGGAGGCUCCGGAGACUGAACUGGGGCUGGUGGUAGAGAACGUUCAUGUGGUGACAACGAUGUUCAUUCAGAUCGGGUCUUCGGCGGUUCCACACUCGAGCAACUGUACUUUAAUCGAGUACAAAGUCAGCUACUGGCGUGGCAAAGCGUCCAAGCACCGCCUCAUCCUCCUCUAUCUCAUCCAUCAAGUCGUCACUACUGGUCUAGCCACUGUCUAUCAACAAUUGCUUCCGCCAAUAAUCAAGUUAGCUGCCUUGUUCAACCAGUUGUUGGCCGUCUCACUUCAAUCGGAAUUUCGGGACAUAACUGUGGUUAAGAACACGUGUCCAAAUAUUUUGCAACCACUGAAAAAAUUCAGCGUCACGAAAAUUCUUCAGAUUGUUGCUCAACAGAGAGCUGCGUGUUGUAGCGAACAACUAAUUGAGAUUCUACUCAACUUGUACCGAGAAAAUGGAUUGAAACCAGCCACGAACACCGUGACAUUCGAGAAUCUACCAAGUUCUGACGACUCCAGCAUGGACGUGUACAGAGAACUUACACAGUACAUCUCACCAGUUCAUCCAAGUAGCACUGCCAAAGAUUUUUCCGUCCUAAAAUCUGUGUUCAAUUCUGAGCUUCAGAAGUUAACGCCACUGUUGUUCAAUAUUGCGGCCUCCGCACCAUACCUCAUCAAUCCUCAGCAGGUUAAAACGUCGAAAAAAUUUGGCUGUUUGACGCUGAUAAAACCUGUCAGAGAGAAGAUGUUAAAUUUCUAUUCGCAACAGCUUUGGAGUGAGGUGGGAUCUUACGCUGAACAUGUUUUACUCUGGUGGAGACAGAACUGUAUAGGCAUUGAAUCCACAGAAGACACCCAACAAUUCCGCCUUUGGCUCGGACGUUUAUUAUCCAACGUGAAGACUCUUCCUGAUCAAUUGAGGCCCACCCUCCAAAGCUUGAGCGAUUCUUUGUGCUGCCACAUCACUGCGACAUCCUGGGAACAUUUAUUCCGAAAAUCUCUCGUUGCGGCCGGACAUCAACACAGUCGUCACGUCACCGAUGAUAUCGCCCUGGGCACGAAAACAGGGCAGUUGUUUGACAACGUUUUCCAAGAUUUGGUUCAGCUGAGCAAUUCCUGCGAAGGCUCCAAUUGGACACUGAAUGACUUAGAAGAAUUGCCAUUGGUUGAGCAAAUUCCUAUUCUGCAUCGGCUGGACCAUUCCGUGCACACCGUUCGUAUGUGGGCCAUGACCAGAACUCGAAUACUCGCCAAUUUUUGGAACGUCGACCAGUUCUUUCGAGUUACUCAAACUGACAUCCAAUCUUGUCUCACUGCCCUAAGCCAACUGAAGCUAGCGAACCAAUCAGACCUAUUGGGUCCUGGUAGCAGCGUCCAUGUCACAGUGUGCGCUAGGAUGAGGAUGAAGCUUGCAUCAGAAGUUCGUGCCAAUGUCGAAAAAUUACAAAGUCUUCCCAGUGAGUGCAUCACUGCUCUGUCAAAAGUGUGUCGGACGAUCAGUUUAGCUAAUUUGCGUCUGUGUUUUCCCACCCACGAAUACUGGAGACAGCAACUGGAUGAAAUUCCUCAAUAUGCGUCUGGCUACGUCGAAGAAUAUCUUGAUCGAGUUUUGAGGCCAGUCCUGAUAGCAUCGGGUCUAUUGUCAGAGAUGCUACAGAAGUCGGUGUCUGGUCUUGUUCUAUGCAUCAUGUGCGAGGCAUGGCUGGAUCACAUUUACGCCAACAAGAUUAAAUUUAGUGAAUGGGGCGCUUUGCAGCUGCUGACAGACUUUGGGGCCGUUCCAACGUGGUUCAGCGAACGAAUCACUCUCUCGAAAGAAGUGCGAAAACACCUUUUAGCAAAUGAAGUCCUGCGACGGUGUGAGGGGGUUGGUCGCUUGCUUUUACGGCGGCGGGGAGAACACAUCGCAAUGUCCAAACCACCAACGAGGAGAAGGAAAACACAAGAGGAAGAAGAAGAGGACGACGAAGACACGAAGGCAGUUCAGUCGCCGUCGGACAUGAUGCCUGCCGAGAUGUACGUGCCGAAUCAAGAACAGUGGCUGGAGCUUCGCGCGCCACGUCCCUUCAACCCUCUCACCUUCUGCUGCGGCCCCUUGGCACCCAUAAUUUUCCACACCAAUCUCUAAGAAGAAAUAGUUAAAGGGCUGUAUUUAUAAUUAUUGUUCCUUAAUCGAAAACAUCCUCGGAGACAGAGGCGAUUCAAGCAAGUUGGCAACAGGGGUGCAAAAAUGUCCGCACCAUGGGACCGGCCGGUCCUGGCCUGAUCCCGUGAAAUGGGGGAACCUAUGUGAGGACGAGAAAAAUGGAGGGACCCUGUGAAAAGGGGGAGUUCUUUUUUUUGGAAUGUGGGGAACAAGACAUUCAAGCGCCCUGUUUUGAGGGGGCAAAACUGUCGACAGCGUUACUUUAUGUGUAAUCCUACGAAAACUUGAAAUGAGGAAGCCUAUACUUAUUUUGGGGGAACCCUUGGAAGUUUCUGCGCCCCUGGUUGGCAACACUAUUAAUAAUUCGUCUAAAUUCAUUGAAUAUAUCGAUUCUAGGUGAGACAGGCUGCCUCGCCUAGAAUCGACAGUUUAACAUAGAAUCAAAUGGAAAAAACAAUAUUCAACCUGCAAGAGUCGUCACUGCCCGGAGCGACUGAUUUGGUUUACCUACAUUAACCAUGAAAUAUCCAUGGCCAAAAUGCCGACCCAUCUCUGUUUGCGACGUUGUGGACAUCCUUUCAUACUUUAUUUUUUCUUUGGGAAACUAGACUAUGUAUUCUUGAAAACCUUCUUAAUUUCUCUCCUUUGUUGACAAAA